Molecule: messenger RNA, 1242 nt
Organism: Trichomonas vaginalis G3
Lineage: Eukaryota; Parabasalia; Trichomonadida; Trichomonadidae
Exons: 1
Coding region: 1-1242 (413 amino acids)
Cellular component (GO): extracellular matrix
Molecular function (GO): protein binding
Source: RefSeq, a predicted model, not a curated record
AUGGAGGAAGAAGAAGACAAUGACAUUGUUAGCAUAUCAAAUAAACUGUUCGAUAAGUACUGCGAAGGUGAGUUCAUUUCAAAAGAGAAUGCGCUAGAGGCAACACUAACUAAAUUCAAGAAACUUGAUUUCGGAAUCCCUCCUGAUUGUACAAUAGAUGAUCUUAAAUUCAUGGUUGAGAACGAGCUUCCUGAUGCUGCAAUAACACGAGAUGGUUUUGAGACAUUUUUCAAGAAAGCCUACGAAAUAGUAUAUAAUCAACUUUAUCCUUCUGGUGAAGAAGAGGAACAGUUCGAAAUGAGUCGAGAAUUCAUACAGGAUAGACUUUCUGAUCUCCGUGGAGGCGAUGAUGAAGAAAAUGAAUUUAAUUUUCAAUUUAUUUCUUUGGUCAUUACUAAUGCAGACAUCACAGGGGCGAAAAACAUUACAGAAUUCAAAUAUCUUCAGAAUGUAGAGCUCAAAACCAACUCAAUUGCAGAUCUUACUCCUUUUACACAACUUCCAAAUCUAAAAAUACUAAAUCUCUCAGAGAACAAGAUUACAACACUUUCAGGAUGUAAUUUCCCAACAGUAGAGACCCUCAAUCUAUCACAUAACCAGCUCUCUUUCGUUGAUAAAUUUGAGGCUCCAAAAUUAAAAGAACUUGAUCUAUCAAACAACCGCAUAUUCUUCCUUUCAGAAGGUGCAUUUACACAUUUUCCUAAUCUAAUUCAUUUGUUUUUAUCAGCAAAUGGAUUGAAAAACGUAAAAGAAGGUUGCAUGACCGGUUUAAAGAGUUUACAGCAAUAUAAGCUUGACCAAAAUGCAUUGACUACAUUAGAUAAUGUUAUUCUCCCAGAUAUGACCGAAGUUAACGAUAUCGACAUCGGAGAUAACCAAAUUACAGACUUUUCACAGCUAAGUGUACUACCGAAACUUGAAGUUCUGGAUGUGCAUGGAAAUCCAAUAGAAAACGUUCAGCCAUUUAGAAAUCUUGGCAAUUUAGAAAAUCUUAAAUAUCUUUACAUUUAUCAGACCCCAUUCUCAGAAACUCCUAACGCUCGAACCGAAAUUUUACAAUAUUUGACUCAUGUCGAAGAAAUUGACGAAACACCAAUAACAGAAGACGAUGUAGGUGAAGAAGAUCAACAAGAUGUCCAAGAAGAUGAAGAAGAACAAGAUGUUGACCAUACAGGAAAAACUAGAUAUAGAGAAGAAUAUAAUGAGGAUAAUGAAGAAGCUGAGAAUGGAGAGGAUAACUGA